CAAAAUUCAAAAUCACUUUUGUCUUUUCAAAAAUCACAGCAAAAUAAUAUUCAAAUUCAAAAUCUGUCCAAAUUCAUCUAGGGUUUCUGAUAAAACAGACGAAGAAGAUCCAAAUUCGCUAACAAUGGGAGGUGAAGGAGAAGAUCUAGAGCCACUUUUUGAUUAUCGUCGUGUUCAGCCAGCGAAUUUCGUUUGUAUCGAUGAUGAUGAUGAUGAUGCCUCGGUGACGCCAAUUCCGAAGAAAGCGAAAACUUCACAAACAGUUGAGAAGUUAGAUGAUGAUGUGAAAGUGAUUGAAGUUACGGGUGAUGACGAUUGGUUGCUUCCUCCACCAAAGGUUAUCUUCGACAAAAGUAAAGACUCUGUUGAAGAUUCAACUAUUAAAGCAUUGAGGUCGAAGAAGAUGGAGCUCAUGUCAUUUACAAAAACUGUAGGAGAUGUGAUGCAGGAAGUUGAGGAGUCUGCUAAAAGGGAAGUUGAAGAAUCUCGCAAUCCAUCUUCAGAGACUGCUGCUCAGUUACCAUCAGAGCCUACGAAUGACAGGGCCAAGAUUGUUAUUACAAUACAGGACAAAGAUGGACAGAAGACACUCCGGGUGUUUGCGGACGAGAAAUUUGAGAGGGUUAUCAAACUGUAUACAGAUAAAGCUAAGCUUGACCCGCAAAAUCUUGUAUUUAUUUUUGACGGUGAUAAGAUUGAUCCAUCAACCACUCCUUCUGAACUUGGCAUGGAGGAUCAUGAUAUGAUUGAAGUGCACACCAAAAAAACUUGACAAAUAGGUAACUUAUGAAGUCCUCCACAUCUUUCUUCUUGCUCUUAUUGUGAUAUGAUGAUAACUCAUUAUCUUCGAUUGAAUUCAAGUCAGGCGCUAAUCGGAAUCUGGAAUGUCAAAUCUGUUCCAUCUUUUGCGAAAAACCAGAGUUUUGUACAUCAACAUGGGCAUGGGAAGGGAUCUCUCUGCUAACAUCUGGUGUUUGUAUCUGUGACCUUUCUCAUUUUAUCGGAAUUUUGUUUCUUUCUUUCUUUCACUCUUUCUGUCACUCUUUAUUAGGCGUGUAUAAUAUAUAAGGUAAACCAAACCAUUUUGAUUUUAACUAAUCCUAUUGAAUCCAAUCUAAAAAUC
Messenger RNA from Arabidopsis thaliana (thale cress), 1123 nucleotides. RefSeq names its product Ubiquitin-like superfamily protein. The record is from RefSeq and is marked reviewed. The transcript is spliced from 6 exons. Lineage: Eukaryota; Viridiplantae; Streptophyta; Magnoliopsida; Brassicales; Brassicaceae. The coding region runs from base 125 to 772 and encodes 215 amino acids.